CAGAGACACGAGGUGACCCAAACAUCUCGAUAGCACGAGCCAUGGACGCUGUGGGUCCACCUCUACGGUCUCUGCCUCAGUCCACCGCGCUCCUCGGCCAACGGCGACAAUGGCACAGCAACGCGCACAGCGGUCGUUGCACCGCGCUCGACCCGCGCAUCUGCCUGGUGGCCGUGGCCGGGUGUGCGGCAGUGUGCCGCGCGCCGCAGCAUUCUGCGCGGCGCGCGGUGUCAGCGCUGGUGGUGGGUGGCACAGGCCGUGUGGGUGGCUCCACCGCGCGGUGGCUCCAGCGACUGGCGGAGGAGACGAAGCUCGAGCUAGAGGUGGCCGUGGGCGGCCGAAACAAGGAGACUUGGCACAGGCUCAGGGAUCGGUGCCCGGAGGCGGCCCAGUGGAGCUUCGUGGAGGUGGACCACCGGGACCGAAAGUCGGUGAAGGAAGCAAUGGCACUGCAACAGUGGGAUGUGGUCGUCCAUACUGCAGGGCCCUUCCAGGGCGUGACAGAGCCAAACAUUCUGAAGGAAGCACUGGAACUGGGCGUGCCAUACGUGGAUGUGUGCGAUGACACGGAGCUCUGUAAAACGGCGAAGAGCUUGGCGAAGUCUUCGGUGCCUGCCAUCGUGUCGGCAGGCAUUUGGCCUGGUGUCUCCGCCCUGAUGGUGCGUGAGGCUUACGAACGCUUGGGAAGCAUUGAGGACUUGGAGAUGUCCUUCUACACUGCUGGCACUGGAGGUGCAGGGCCCACCAUUGUGUCUGCCACCUUCCUGCUCUUGGCGGAGCCACCUUUGAACUACCAGGCUGGCCAGGAGGUCCGGGCCGAGCCCUGGGGCCAGCGGCGCCUGGUGGACUUUGGCCCAGGGGUAGGGCAGCAGCCAGUGCAUCUGUUGGAUGAACCUGAGGUGUACACCUGCCAUGAGUACUUGGGUAUCCCCAACAUCUCUUCGAGCUUUGGCACGGCUCCAGACAUCUGGAACUGGAUGUUCGCGGCCGCACGGGUGUUGCCAAGAUCUGUGUUGGCGAAUCGUGGGCUAAUGCAGCAGGUCUCGACCUUCUCAAUGCCCAUCAUCACGGCAGUGGAUCAGUUCGUGGGCUCCAUCAACGCCAUGCACAUCAAAGCCACCGGUCCCGCCGACGCCUCCGGGCGAAGAAGCGUCGCCACGCUGCGGGUGGCGCACCAGGACUUGGAGGAUUGUGUCGGUCUGGCCACUGCUGCCUUUGCCUUCGAGCUCUUGGAGAAGCGGGUUAAGCCUGGUGUCUGGUUCCCGGUCGAGAUGGACGCUGCAAGCCGCAGCAGUAUCUUUCGGAGGGUCCAGCAUGGUAGCAUCCUCUGGGACCUUUGAGGC
This is a messenger RNA of Durusdinium trenchii, 1343 nucleotides long. Lineage: Eukaryota; Dinophyceae; Suessiales; Symbiodiniaceae. The record is from the annotation of a GenBank genome assembly.